AUGAAGCAUCAAACAAAGUUCAAGGAAGCUGCUUACGUUGUGAGGGUUUUGACCGCCUACGGCUACCAGUAUACAAAUGGAAACGCCCUGCACCACCUCAUGGUCUGGCGCGCCGGUGGCUGCACUAGGAGCAUUAGUAGCCCGCGGGCCGCAACCACGGCGCCCAUGCAUCGGGCUGUUGGGCGGUACUGUAUUACCGUAUAA
Messenger RNA from Pyricularia oryzae 70-15, 204 nucleotides. RefSeq lists its product as uncharacterized. NCBI's taxonomy places the organism in Eukaryota, Fungi, Ascomycota, Sordariomycetes, Magnaporthales, Pyriculariaceae. The transcript is spliced from 3 exons. The record is from RefSeq and is a predicted model, not a curated record. The coding region runs from base 1 to 204 and encodes 67 amino acids.